Messenger RNA from Anopheles coustani, 2209 nucleotides. RefSeq names its product serine/arginine-rich splicing factor 7 (gene x16). The transcript is spliced from 3 exons. NCBI's taxonomy places the organism in Eukaryota, Metazoa, Arthropoda, Insecta, Diptera, Culicidae. The coding region runs from base 405 to 1085 and encodes 226 amino acids. Gene Ontology annotation, biological process: mRNA splicing, via spliceosome. The record is from RefSeq and is a predicted model, not a curated record. Gene Ontology annotation, cellular component: nuclear speck. Gene Ontology annotation, molecular function: zinc ion binding; RNA binding.
UCGUGCGUUCCUGCGGAAAGAACAGCGACAUUUGCAAUUUCAGAACACACAUUCCGAGUGCGUGGAAAAAAGUGCUACUGAUAGCCAAAAAGCGACCCUUCUUGCACUAUUCAGUGCUGCAAGGAAGUCGUAAUUGAGAUCGAACUGGUUCUGUGCAGGAAAACGUACAUUUUGAGUACUUGAAGUGUGGCAUCGAUCCGACAGCAGCUCCGGAGGAAAGCGUAGCGUCAGCGGAGUGUUUUUUCAUCUUGCGGCUACAACAAAGUAUGUAAACACGGUUGUUUACUGAUAAUUCUCUACCGAUCACACGCACGCCAUACGUACACACAUACAUACACACACAUACACGUUCACGCUCCGUUGGAAAAACCGCACGGCGGGAACAAAAAAAAAACCAGUCAAAGAUGUCUCGCCAUCCGCAUGACGCCAAAGUGUACGUCGGUGAGUUAGGUAACAACGCUAGCAAACAGGACAUCGAGGAAGCGUUCGGGUACUAUGGACCGCUGCGGAACGUGUGGGUUGCCCGCAAUCCGCCCGGUUUCGCCUUCGUCGAGUUUGAGGAUGCGCGCGAUGCGGAGGAUGCAGUACGCGGGCUAGAUGGGCGUACGAUUUCCGGCCGGCGAGCCCGGGUAGAGCUCUCUACCGGUCGUGGUGGACGCGGUGGUGGAGGUGGCGGACGCGGUGGACCACCGCGCGGCGGUAAAGGUGGCCGAUUCCAGUCGGACGAUCGGUGCUACGAGUGUGGCGGACGUGGCCACUUUGCUCGCGAUUGUGCCCGUUCGGGUCGCCGAGGACGCAAAAGGUCUCGCAGCCCACGAUCGCGCUCGCGCGAGCUACGUACCCGUUCGCGUAGCUACAGCCGUUCCCGCAGCCGUGACCGCCGUUCGCGCUCGAAGGGAACGCCCAAGCGGAGCACUCAGGCCGCCCGCUCGGUGAGCCGGGAUGUGAGCAAAUCGCCCCGCCGUACCUCGCGCAGCCCCCCAUCGAGAAGUCGCUCCCGUUCGGCGAAACGGUCCGUGUCCCGCUCACCGUCCCGCUCGGUGUCCCGAUCGCACUCACGCCAUCGCAACGGUGACCACGACUAGGGUGCAGCGGAUACACGGAAGACGACGAGAGGAGGAAGGGGUUGAUGCGUCCGAUGGAGAAUAUCAUCAUGUAUCUUGCUUGGCUACAUCUCUCUAGAAUACUAGAACACACCGUGACUCGCCUAACGUCUUCUCCUCCUGUAAUGGGGGAGUUUCAGGAAAGGAAGGGAGAGGGGUUUUUUUUUGGUAGGACCAAUAGAGAAAUACACAAACACACUCAGACGCAGACCACCGAGGCUUAAAAGGCCCUCCUUUAGGCUUAGAAAGGCCGCCUAACGGGGGUGUGUAACCAACAAAACAGAACAGACAGGGCUUAUAAUUUAUAGUAAAACAAAACAAUAGGAGCGGAACGUGUGUGGUGAACCGGUAGGUUCGAACACACACUGUUAAACAUCUCCUAAGCAAACUAAAUGGCGUAACCUUUCCUACAAACGAUAUAGAGGCGUUCUGCUAUUAGACCACCAGAGUCUUAUCCUUAUGCUGCACCAUAAACGGUAGUUCUAACAACGCAACGAUACCGAACAACAGCAGCAUAGAAGAAAGCAUGACGAGUGGUCAAACACACACAGUUUCACAAUGUAGUAUUCUCGGGUCCUGGUCGACACACCGCGUCGAAGCCGCCCGGUUUUUUUUUUAGUUUUUGGUAGUUUAAUCGACGACGUGCAUCUCGGUGAACUGAACGUUUAGAGUAAAACGAAUGCACCGAAACCUUAGCGGCGAAGAAGCAGAAGAAGCAUUUUAUUUUAUUCAGCGAGAAAGGACUUUGUGUGUGUGCAGUGAAAGUAGUAGCAUUUAACCAUGGUUUGACCACCGUUUUUGUUUCUUUUUUUUUUGAAAACCUCACAAUAGAGCCGGACGACAAGACACUACUAGACUCGGAUCUCCCCGAAAAAGAAAAAAAAAACAGGCGAGAGCUUUUGGACUUUCGCAAAGCAAAGGCACACUAUUAUCUCAAAAUAUGAAUUUUUUUUUGUAUCAAAGAACGCUAUGUACAAUUUUGUGUUUACGGUUUCUAAUUACAAUCUGUACUUUUUGUUCGUGUCGUGUGGCGAGUUAGAUAAGUGUUAAGCAAGGAAAUGUGUAUGUGAAUAAAAAUUAAAACGAUACAAGUCUCGAAGUACGUA